AUUUUACUUUACCCGAGUCUAUACUAUAGAUAAUCCAAGGAUGGACUCUCCUGCGUCUGGAAGUGAAAACGUUUGGGGCGACAUCCGCGCCGACAUCCCUACCGUGACCAAGAAGAAGCGCCGUCUGCAGAAGAAGGCUCCUGGCGCGCCCAAGCGCGGCAAGUCGCCGUACAUUCUGUUCUCGAUGGACAAACGCGAGGAAAUCAAGGCCACGAUGGCCCCGAACGCGAAAGUCACGGACGUCAUGCGCGCCAUUGCUGAUGCUUGGAGCAAAAUGUCCGAGGACGAAAAAGCGCCGUGGAAAACCGCAGCUGAAUCGGACAAGCAGCGCUACGAAGAAGAAAUGGCCACCUAUGACGGUCCGCUGCGCGUUCCGAACAAGCGUGCGAAGAAGCACCCAAACGCUCCCAAGCGCGCGUCGUCGGCAUUCUUGUUCUACAGUCAAGUUAUGCGUCCUCGCAUCAAGUCGGAACACCAGGAGAUGAAGAAUACGGAAAUCUCGAAGCAAUUGGGCGAAGCAUGGGGUAAGGCGACGAAGGCCCAGAAGGCGCCGUUUGUCGAGAAGGAGAAGGAAGACCGUGCUCGCUACAAGCGCGAAAUGGAGGAAUGGAACAACGCCAAGCCGGAGCGGGAUUACCAAGAAGCCCACCAGCAGCAGUACAACGCCCAAUAUGGCUUUGACCAACUGGGCACAUACGACGAAGCCUACUCCACGACCGACGUGUAAAACGACAUGGUUGGCGUCGAUGUAGUGUCCAUAUUCCCUUGUAUAUUCUCCUAAUGCGAUUUUUUGAUCUCGAGA
This is a messenger RNA of Aphanomyces invadans, 802 nucleotides long. RefSeq lists its product as hypothetical. The record is from RefSeq and is a predicted model, not a curated record. The transcript has 2 exons. Bases 41 to 727 code for a protein of 228 amino acids. NCBI's taxonomy places the organism in Eukaryota, Oomycota, Saprolegniomycetes, Saprolegniales, Verrucalvaceae.